Messenger RNA from Mus caroli (Ryukyu mouse), 670 nucleotides. The record is from RefSeq and is a predicted model, not a curated record. Lineage: Eukaryota; Metazoa; Chordata; Mammalia; Rodentia; Muridae.
AUCUUUAAUACAAAUGUGUUGUCCUGGAAAUGAAUAUGUAAAUUGGCAUUCUUGUUUUUCCAGAAAACCCUAUAGUCACUCACUGACACAUCUUCCCAACUCUUCUACAAAGCAACUUUUGAAAACAAGCAUCCUUCUUAAGAAUCUUCGACUCAGAGACUGGGGAGUGCUCAACUGGAGCGGGACAUACACAUCUGACCUGGGUGAGCUGGACAGUGGAUAGCAUCAAGGCGGUUAUUCACAUACAAACCACCACAAGGGGAUGGUGGCUAUGAAACCCAACCCUUAGCUGAGGCUCUGUUGGCAUUUGGUAGCUGAUGAGAGAGGACAGACACCAGCUGACCCACCGGCUUUCCGACCAUGGCCAACCUCGAGCCUUCAUUGCCAGGAAGCCAGAUGGUGUGCAGCAUGGCUUGGUGGGCGAGAUCAUCAAGGGAUUCGAGCAGAAGGGGUUCCUUCGGGUUUCUGAAGAACACCUGAAGCACCGUUACAUUGACCUGAAAGACCGUCCUUUCUUCCCGGGACUAGAGAAGUGUACGAGUAAACGUGGAGGAGAAUCCAGAGUCCUUUUCAGCACUACUAAUGGACAGAGUUCUUCCUCCAAUGACUGGAUGGAUCAUCUUUUCUAAAACAGUAAAGACUUUGGAACUGGGGGAAAAAUAUAAAUGGA